AUGGCUGGUGGCUUUCUCCCAUACCACGAACCCGGAAUUGUUGAGAUCCUCAUCAUCAUUUCUUUCUUCUUUUUCCUUUCCCUUGCAAAAUGGGUUUCUGCAAAGGUGAUCCAGGCGGGCAUUAUAGGUCAAAUCGCCGUCGGCAUCAUCUAUGGUGUACCAUUGGCCAAUAUCCUCGAAUAUAACUGGCAAGAGACUUUUCUCGCCUUGGGAUAUGUCGGUCUGAUUUUGAUCAUUUUUGAAGGCGGCCUUGGCGCUCGUGUGGAUCUCCUCAAACAAAAUUUCACAUUGAGCAUGGUCGGUGCAGCAACUGGUGUUUGCUUUCCGAUUGGUUUAUCAUACCUUUUGCUCUAUCUCGGUUUUGGAUAUGGCGCGGUGGAGACCUUCAUUAUCGGCGCAGCUCUUUCCGCUACUUCAUUAGGAACAACAUUUGCUGUUAUCGGCUCUGCAUCUAGUUCGAUCAAUCUCUCUCAGACUCGUGUAGGGUCUGUUCUGGUCAGCGCAGCUGUCAUUGACGAUGUGGUGGGACUUGUUAUGUUGAGUGUCAUCGGCGACCUGGGCAAACUUUCUACAGAGAACCAUGUCAGCCUGGGAUGGCUUAUCGGACGUCCGAUAGUAGCAUCGAUCGCAAUGGCCAUCGUAACACCCAUCGUCACCAAGUGGCUGUUUGCACCUCUCUUCCGCAAAUACAUCGAAUAUCAUUUCGCGCGCUUCGACCAUAUCUCAAACAUCAUCUUGAUGACUCUUGUCCUCUCGGCAUUUAUUACCAUUGCAGGUUUCACUGGGACGUCGGUCCUGUUUGGUGCUUUUCUCGCGGGCGUGUUUCUGACUUACCUUCCAAGCAAGCGUCCUGAAGGUCCGUUUGUUGUCAUGAGCCGCGAGGAAGGCGAGCGCGAGGCUGAUAAAAGUCCCACUUUUGUUCAUACCUUUGAGAAAUAUCUCCUUGGGCCCCAAGAGUAUUUGAUGGAGCCUUUGUUUUUCGCAAGUAUUGGCUUUGCGAUACCGUUUGUACAACUGUGGACGGGAAAACGAAUUUGGAGAGGUGUUGUUUACUCUCUUCUCAUGUGUGUCGUCGGGAUAUGGGUACCCGCGUGGCAACUUUUUACCCGGAACCCAUCUCACAACAGAAAAGAUUCAUCUGAACCGGGGGAAAGUCAGUUGCAGCCAGGAAGCAAAGAAAGGAGCAAAAGCCGGGACGAAGGACAAGGCGAGCAUACUAAUGGACACAGAUGGAACCGCGCCUGGCUCGCCGCGGCACUCCUAGGCUCUGCGAUGGUAGCCCGAGGGGAGAUUGGCCUAUUGAUCAUUGAAAUUGGGCACAAUGAGACUCCGUACGUCAGUGACGAGGGCUUCUUUACUGGUAUUUGGGCUAUUUUAUUGAAUACCAUUAUUGGUCCGGUUACGGUCGGUCUUAUAGUUCGAUUUCACGCGAAAAAGAUUGGAGAAGGGGAAUGGGGUUUGCAGGACCCUGCUGUGCCUGUCUCGAGCGAGGCAGAUAUGAAUGGAGCGGUAUAA
Molecule: messenger RNA, 1515 nt
Organism: Penicillium pulvis
Lineage: Eukaryota; Fungi; Ascomycota; Eurotiomycetes; Eurotiales; Aspergillaceae
Product: cation:proton antiporter
Exons: 7
Coding region: 1-1515 (504 amino acids)
Biological process (GO): proton transmembrane transport
Cellular component (GO): membrane
Molecular function (GO): antiporter activity
Source: RefSeq, a predicted model, not a curated record